AUGACCAAUUCCUUACUUUUUCUUUGGGUGGAACCAAUACCUUACUCCUUGUAUAAUAUAUGUGGACAAAAUCCGCAGAGUGAUUAUCAGGUGUUCCUGAGCUUCAGAGGAAAAGACACUCGACAGGGAUUCACGGACUGCCUAUAUCAUUUUCUGAUAGAUGCUGGGAUACGCGUCUUUAGGGACAAUGAAGAGCUCCGCCCGGGCCAUAAAAUCAAGGAGAUUCUGACUGCGAUUAAUAAAUCGUUAGUCUGUGUACCGAUCCUCUCCCCAAACUACGCAAACAGCAAAUGGUGCCUCCUUGAGCUCGCUGAGAUGGUCAAGCUUAAGAAGGACAUCAUGCCGAUCUUCUACAAGGUGGAAGCAAACGAUGUUAAGCUGAAGACGAAACUAUACCGCGAUCAACUAAGCGAAUAUGGGAAGGAGUAUGAUGCUGAUAAAGUUAAGUGGGGAAGGGCCCUUGAAGAGGUUGGUGCUAUCUUUGACAAAGCGCAGUUGGAGGGGACCUUCAAGGAGGUUGGCCGGAUCAAGGCAUGGACAUUGAUGGACUAUCCUGGUUAUGGAGAAGUGAGUAAAGAAGUUGUGAGGGAGAUUCUAAUCAAGCUGCAGGUGAAACAUAAAGUUGUGGAGGGUCCCCUGAUUGGAAUGGAUGAUCAUGUUGAUGCCACGAGGAAGUUACUCCAUAUCGGGUCUGCUGAUGUACGGUUCGUUGUAAUUCAUGGAAGUGGCGGAGUUGGCAAGACGACUCUUGCCAAGGUCAUUUUUAACCAACUCUGCGAUAGUCGUGACAGCUCCCACCAUUGCUGCUUUCUUGGCAACGUGCGAGAAACAGCAAAGCGGAAUGGUCUCGUACAUUUGCAAAAUAUGCUCUUGAGAGAAUUUAACCCUAGGAUGAGGGAAAUCUCUGAUAUUGAUUCAGGGAUCAAGACAAUCAAAGACUCUGUCAUGAACAAGAAGGUUCUCAUUAUUCUCGAUGACUUGGACGAACACGAGCAGAUAGAGAACCUAGCGGGAGAUCCUACUUGGUUUGGUUUGGGAAGUAGAAUAAUCGUCACGACAAGGAAUCGAAGCUGCAUUUUGGGGCGUCCUGGUGUAUUGGUCUAUUGCAUGUCCGUAAUGAGUUUUGGCCAUGCUCUUCAACUAUUCAGCAAACAUGCAUUUAAGAUGGACUCACCUCCAAUCGAAUGCCUCCAAAUCUCGAAGGAGGUUGUCGCCGCUUGUGGACGGCUUCCGCUGGCUCUCGAGGUCAUGGGUUCGUAUCUUCAUCAUGUAGACAAGGACCAAUGGAAAUCCAAAAUAGACGUGAUAGCAUCACAUAACGAUGUCCAGAAGAAGCUUAUGAUCAGCUUUGAGGCCUUGGAUCCUCGGACUAAAGAAAUCUUCCUCGACAUAGUAUGCUUUUUUGUCGACAGAGAAACAAUGAAUGCAAAAUAUAUGUGGGAGGCAUGCGAUUUUCAGCCUGAAGAGGGAGUCGAACGCCUUAAAUCAAUGUCUCUUAUCAAGAUCUCAGAAAAAAGUAUGUUCUGGAUGCACGACUUGAUUCGAGACCUUGGAAGGGAAAUCAUUAUCCAAGAAAAUCUGAAACGUCCCGAAAGGCGUAGUCGGUUAUGGUCGACCAAACAAGUUAAACACGUUCUAUUGAAAGAGAAGGGAACAAGUGACACUGAUGCAUUUUGUCUAAGUAGCUCUAAUGAUGGCUUCGACAGCUCGCUUUCUACUAUUACUGCGAAACAAAUCAAACCUCUACAGAGUCUCAGGUUUCUUGAACUGCAUCGGGUGCAGUUGACAGGUGACUUUGAGUAUGCACUUCAAGAUCUAAAAUGGUUCUCUUGGAGUUCACAUAGGAGUGCUACUCGUGAGGAGGAAUAUUUGGAGGUGACCAAUUUGGUGCUGCAAGAUAUAGUCGUUCUUAACCUUUCAAUUAGCAACAUCACGGAUGACUGGUUUUGGGGGCCUAAUAAGAUCAAGAUCGGAGAAAACCUUAAGGUCUUGGACCUUUCCCAAUGCACGGAACUAAGGAGAACACCAAACUUUUCCAAGCUACAGGUGCUGGAGAGGUUGAGCCUCGAUUCCUGUGGGAAGCUACAAGAAAUUGAUCGCUCCAUCGGCAAACUGAGGCUUUUGAAGUACUUGAAUAUCAGGGAUUGUCAAACUCUUGGAGGAUUACCUGAAGAGAUGGGAAACUUAGAAAAUCUAGAGGAGUUGAUGGUGGUACAUUGCGGUAAAGAUCAGCGUUUUUCCAUACAGUUCCCCAUCGGUACACUAGGUUCAUUGUCGAUCCUCAAAAUUGAGUCUGUGAAUCUCUUUAUGCUUCCACCCUCUACUGGGGCACUCAGGAAACUUAAGCAGCUAUCCAUAGCUUCUACUAAGGUAAGAGAACUUCCAGAGACAUUGGGAUACCUGAGCUUAUUGACUGAACUAGAUGUUUCAUCUUCACCAGUAAACAAGUUGCCCAUGUCCAUUGGACUUCUUAAGGACUUGAGGGUGAUGAAGAUGAACUCUUCUUGGAUAAGGGAGUUGCCCAGUUCCAUUGGCUACCUUGAGAAGCUUGAGGAGUUGCAUGCAGCAGAUAGUUUUUUGGAGCACAUUCCAGAAGACAUUGGGAGGCUGUCCCGGCUGAGAAUCCUAGACCUAUCGCAUUCCAACAAUUAUAAUAGUUGGGGAUGGCCCUCGUCUUCCAGAAUUUGUGGAUUGCCCUCGACGAUAUAUAAAGCUACCGCCCUCCAGCAGCUCUUUCUAAGCAAUUGUGACAAAAUUGAAGAAUUGCCAAAUCUUCCCUCUAGUUUGACCAGCCUGCAUGUUAGUUCUCGGUCGCUAUGGAAACUGCCUAAUCUAUCGAACCUGGAAUGCCUCAACAACUUAAAGUUAACCGGCAACAUGGACGAGCUUGUACUGAACCUCCCGGGCCGGCACCCGUCUUCUAAUGCGAACUGGAUCAAGAACCUUCCCUUACUAGAGAGCUUCACCUUUGCCUUUAGAAGUAUCACUCACGUGCAAAUGGACACCAGCGCCUUCCCUCGUCUCAAGGAGCUUCGAUUAUAUUGUCCGGACUUGCAGAUUAUUUCACAACUUCCCUUGAGCUUAUCAAUGCUGCACCUUCUUGGUAUCCGUGCAGGCAUCAGAUUUCCUGAAUGCCUUAGGGAGAUGGAGGGGUUGAAAAAAUUAGAUUUAUCGCACUGCAGGUUCGUUAAUGAGCUCCCUCAACUAGGAAAUGUCCAGCAUUUGCGUAUAAACUGGUGCACUCUCCCUCAAUCAAUCCUCGAUCUGUCAGGGUUCAGGAUGCUACAAAAAUUUGAAAUAAUUGACUGCAAAAACUUGGUGGCAGUUCGAGGGGUCGAAAACAUGAAAUUCUUGAAUUCGAUUACAGUGUUUAAUUGCCCGUCCUUGAGAGAAAUCUAUGAUCUAUCAAAGUUCUCAACUCUACACUUUCGCCUUGAUGGUUCUCUUGGGUGGUUAGAAGGGCCUUCGUGUCCAAAAUCGUAUUCAGCCGUUGGUCGUGGCUGCUACCAACUCCCUGAAGGCAUGCCCGAAACAGAUCCGAUUGAAGUAGAGUGGAAACUUUAUAGAUAGAUCUCUUUUUGAACAUGAUGUUGGAAAUUUGGGUGAUUUAUUUUAUGCUAGUAGGUGGUGUGUGCUUAUUGAAUUGAUAGAGGCAAUGGGAAAAUAUUUGAAGGAUAGAAGAAGUAUAAAUGUAGCCUCUCAAAAUAACAUCCACAUGUAUGCAUUUAGUAGACACAAGAAUUCUCUAGCAUUCUAGCAUAUGUAACAUCUUACAUUUAUAGCAUGAUCUAUUACAAGUAAAUGACCGCACAUAUAUUUAG
Messenger RNA from Punica granatum (pomegranate), 3821 nucleotides. Lineage: Eukaryota; Viridiplantae; Streptophyta; Magnoliopsida; Myrtales; Lythraceae. The record is from RefSeq and is a predicted model, not a curated record.